Messenger RNA from Pararge aegeria (speckled wood butterfly), 2427 nucleotides. RefSeq lists its product as uncharacterized. Gene Ontology annotation, biological process: regulation of transcription by RNA polymerase II. The coding region runs from base 155 to 2188 and encodes 677 amino acids. The record is from RefSeq and is a predicted model, not a curated record. Gene Ontology annotation, cellular component: nucleus. The transcript is spliced from 8 exons. Gene Ontology annotation, molecular function: DNA-binding transcription factor activity, RNA polymerase II-specific; RNA polymerase II cis-regulatory region sequence-specific DNA binding. Lineage: Eukaryota; Metazoa; Arthropoda; Insecta; Lepidoptera; Nymphalidae.
UGUAUUUAUUUUGUACGCUGGAAAUGCUUAUAAUGUUUAAGAAAUAAAUUUACAUUUAUACUGUAAUAAACAAUGUUUUUUAGACAAGAAAAAAAGUGAAAGUGCUUACAGAAAUCAUAAUGUAUUUUGUGUGGACUAUUAUAGAUAAAGAAUCAUGACUGGUAUUAAUGAUGAAAUGAAUACAUUCUUAGAAUACCUGUCAAUAAACGAUCAGGGCUUCGACUGUAAUUCAAAAAUAGACAAAAUGGACAGCUUCCCGCCCCAAAAUAUACUGUCAGAUUCCUGGCAGGCUCCCGAUGACCUCCUGGAAAAUAUAUUUUCUUUGGACCAGGGGUCAUUGAACUUUCUGGAGGAAUCAUUGCCAGACUUCAAUAUACCUACUGACAAUGUAUCACAACCGGAAGGCCUAAGCAGUUCAUGUUCAGACAGUGGAUUAUCAAGCGACCAGGCAGAAUUCGAUUUCGAGCAACAACUGUCUCCGUUCCUUAUCCAAAACUCAUGCGACGAGGAUGUGCCGACAACAGUCCUGGAUCCAAUGAGCCCCGGCAACGUUCAAGAUGUCAUCAUCCAGGACACCAGUGACUCAAACAGCUCCACGGAACAGGACACGUUUGAUAUGCUCGACUUCGAACAAAAUGUCAUGCCUGGUUUCAUUAAUAGCAAUACAUUCCAAAUUAAUAAUGGUAACCUAGGUAGAAAACGGCGUCUCUCCCAAACGCCGCAAGCCGUCCAACCGAAGGUCCAAAAACCGACUAUAAGAUUACCGGCCGCCUCAGUACAGAAACCGCAGCUAGUCGUAAAGGCGCAACCUCAAAAGCCCCUCAAGCUAACGAAUGUACAAGUCAUCAACCCUCAAACUAAAGUGUAUUCCAAACCGGUAGAGAGCGUUGCCCCCCAGCGGAGACUUAUUAGAGUUGCGCCGAUGAAUGGAAACCCCAGAUCCAUACUCCUUCCAGUUACAUUCAAGGACAUGAAGGAUCUCAAAUCCAUCAAGAUAAUAAACGCUGCAGACCUAAAGAACGCUUCGAAUAUCAAAAUUGCCGCAGCCAACCUUCUGUCGCAGAGCAAAAUGCAAGAUUUCAAAAUGGACACGCGGGACGAUCGCGAUUACGAACAAAAUGGCAACCAUUUGGAUGACUCAGGCAGCGAACACAGCGACGACGAUGAUGACCCCAGGGAGACGCAAAUCAACGACGGCAGAAACGGCUAUCCCCGUCUCGUUCUAACCGCCGAGGAGAGACGGCUGCUAGCAAAGGAGGGCAUCACAUUACCAACAAGCUAUCCUCUAACCAAACACGAGGAAAGGGAACUCAAGAGGAUCCGUCGCAAAAUCAGGAAUAAGAUCUCCGCUCAAGACUCCCGUAAGCGCAAGAAGGAAUAUGUUGACGGAUUGGAAGAUAGGGUCAAACAGUGCACGGCUGAUAAUCAAACACUUAUCAGGAGGAUAAAAAUACUGCAGUCACAGAACCAGUCGCUAACGCAACAGUUAAAGAGAUUGCAGAACGUCCUAACCGGCGUGACCUCCAGUUCUAGCGGCAAAGCCCAGCCGGCCACGUGUCUGUUGGUGUUGCUGCUGUCGGUUGCCUUGGUGGCGCUGCCGUCGAUGCGUGAAGAGGUCCGCGGCAAGGGACCAGAUCGUGCUACGUCGCCCGCCAUCACUCGUGCCCUGUUGUCAGCUACCAACAAAAUGGGUCUCGACGAAACCGUCAUAGACGACGGAGAGUUCAACAUGGAUGAACUGAUCACCUUCAACCGAGCUCACUCCGACCACGACUACCAAGUUGUCAAGAGUUCAGAAAGCGGCAAGAUCCUUCCGAACGGAUACGUCGACCUCCCAAUAGACGAAGAUUGGCCACCUAAUCUCAAGAAACGGAUGAAAAAGUUGGAGUUUGAUUACGGCGAUGGGAAGGACUACCUACCGCCAAUUGUCAAGGAAGAAAACUAUCAAAACGCAUACAAAACAACCGGCUCAGCUAUAGAUGAUAACGACAUAAAACUCGACAAUAAUUUCCUAACCAAUACGCUGCUUUCAACUGGACGGAAAUUAGGUGAACUCUUGGAAGCGUUCCCUCCGAUACCCGUCAAGAAUGAGGAUAUUGUCAUUGAGGAGAUAACGGAUUUUGACACGAGAAAUAAUAUUACGGAUAUAAAAAGUUUCGUUGUCAACGGCACUUUGAACGAAUAUUAAUUUAACUGUAUUCGGGUUUUUAGAAAUUGGCUACUAUGUAACCUAUAAAAAAAAUUAAGUCCAAAACUUUAAGACUUCAUUGUUUCUUUAUUAUCAAAUAUAUCAAUUACGUAAUUAUGUCAGAAAGAAUAAAAAGAAAACCAUUUACAUAAUUGGCAAUUUCUGAAAAUCAAGCAUUAUUAUUACAUACAUUUAUUAUAAUUCUAUUCCGCUAUUUUCGCUACGUAUUUUUCCUAUGA